Messenger RNA from Micromonas pusilla CCMP1545, 1361 nucleotides. RefSeq lists its product as uncharacterized. The transcript is spliced from 3 exons. The record is from RefSeq and is a predicted model, not a curated record. Bases 38 to 1234 code for a protein of 398 amino acids. Lineage: Eukaryota; Viridiplantae; Chlorophyta; Mamiellophyceae; Mamiellales; Mamiellaceae.
CCGCGAGCUCGGCGGGCGAUGCGGCACCGUGAGCGCGAUGCGCGGACUGUCGUUCGAUCACGGAGCGUCCUACGUCUCCGCCAAGCCGAGCGAUCCGAAGUGGAAGGCGUCGCCGUUCGCGCGCGCGCUGCGCGCCGCGGAGAAGGCGGGCGUCGCCGCGCGGUGGCGCGGCGACGUCGGCGUCGCGGACGCGGACGCGGCGACGUCGCGCGGCGAUGACGUCGUGAUGGACGAGGGAUCCUUCGAGGCGUUUCCCCCGGAGAAGGAGCUCUUCGUCGGCGUCCCGACCAUGGCGGCGUUGCCGCUCUUCAUCGCGGAGACGCUCGCGCGCGCGACGAAACCGGAGGCGUCGCACCUGGGCGAUAACGCCGCGGUGGGCGCGCCGGAGUACGCGACGAACGCGUUCGUGCAGACGCUCACGGAGCCGCAGUACCCCGGAGGGAGAUGGAAUCUCACCGCGCGCAUUCGCGACGGAGGGCACGUGUGGUACAAGUCGAUCGACGCGGACAUCGUGAUCGUCGCGACGAGCGCGCCCGCGGCGGCGAUCCUGAUGCCGUGGCGCGGCCUCGGGAGCGUCGACGACGUCGAGGUGGACGACGAGACGUUCACGGGGAUCGUGCAGGGCGCGGCGCACGGCGUCGAGGCGAACGCGUGCUGGACGUUGUGCGUCGCGUUCGAGAAGAGCUUAGACGCGCCGUUCGACGGGGUGAUGAUGCGCGAGCGCCCCGAGGGAGGGUACGGGAAGAUCGCGUGGUUCUGUAACAACAGCAGCAAGCCCGGGAGGAAGGGCGGCGGCGGCGGCGGCGGCGGGUGGGCGUACGCGGCGGAUGACGACGCCGGCGGCGGCAGCGGCGACGACGGCGACGACGACGACGACGCGGCGGCUACCGAGCCGGAGUGUUGGGUCGUGCAGGGCUCGCCGACGUUCUGCCAGAACGUCCCCGCGGGCGCGGCGUCGCCGCGAGUCGCGGACGAGCUCCUCGACGCGUUCUUGACCUUGCUCGGGAAAGACGCCGACCGCAGGGCGUCGAUCGAGGUGACGCACAAGAAGGCGGUGAAGUGGAAGCACGCCUAUCCCGCGAAUCCCACCGGGCGCGUGUACUUCGAUCCCGAGACGGGCGUCGCCGCGUGCGGGGACUGGACGUUCGGGGGGAGGACGUCGGACGCGUACGACAGCGGCGUCGCGGUGGGGAAGGAGAUAUCGACGUAUCUGGAGCUGUCGCGGGAGUUGUGAGCCGAGGGUGUUCGGCGGGCGGGCGCGGAGCGCAGAGACGAAGGCGAAUGAAAGAUGAGACGAGAGCGAGACGAGACGCGUACGCGUGCCGCUUUCUUCGAUCGAUCGUCCCGCGCGAGCUAGCCGC